GAUCACCUGAAUUACCUUAUAGUAGCAUAAUCUACCAUGGGCGUUCGACACCCUCAUAAACCUUCAGAAUAUCCAUCCUUCAUAUUAUAUCUCUUAGACAAAACACAUCUCACAGUGACGGCAGCUACGACCAUUUAUGUUCUUUAUCAACGUCGUGCUCAUCCAUUAUACUUUGGUAUCGGAGCUAUACUAUCUUCUAUAUCUGCCAAACUUGUCAAACAUUUCAUCCGCGAUCCUCGACCUCCUCCAGCUUCUUCCAUCUCUUCCCCCGUCCGACCCAAACGCACAUACGGUAUGCCUUCCACUCAUUCUACCGUUCUGACUUUCUUCCUAGCAUAUCUCCUUCCACAAUCUCCCACCUUCACUCAUCCUUACAUCUAUGGAACCAGCAUAGCCGCAUACUGGGCUGCGGGCGUGUGGAGCCGAACCAAACUGGGCUAUCACACUUGGCCUCAAUGUCUCGGCGGUAUCUUUUUCGGUGCUGCCCUCGCAUGGGGUUGGAAUAGCCUAUGGAUAGGUCAACCCAGUCUAGAGGGGAACAUUCAGACAUUGAUAGACCUUAUGUUGAGCCCUCUGGGAUUAUCCAAUUAGAUCUGUACACUGUGAAGAGAAAUGCAUAAUGCUGAAUCUCAC
Molecule: messenger RNA, 633 nt
Organism: Tremella mesenterica DSM 1558
Lineage: Eukaryota; Fungi; Basidiomycota; Tremellomycetes; Tremellales; Tremellaceae
Exons: 3
Coding region: 37-591 (184 amino acids)
Molecular function (GO): sphingosine-1-phosphate phosphatase activity
Source: RefSeq, a predicted model, not a curated record